GGUCCCACCGCAUGGCGACCUCGGCUGUGGCCUCUUCUCCGCCCCUGGCACCGGGAGCUCCGCUCUCCUUCAGUGAGGCCUGUUCCCUCAUCCAGAGCCCGCACUCCUGCCUGGUGCUGGACACCUGCCGGCGGCACCUCGCCCUUUGCCCGCUUUACCUGAACCGCAAGCGGAGCGGCAUCGAGAGGCAACUCAAGACCGAGCUGCUCCGCUUCUCAGAGAGAUCCCAUCAGUGCUGUUCCUUUGUCCCAGAAGAUGUGUUUGAUGUCCCAGCCAAAACUGGUGAAACUCCUAUUGGUCUGCAGGGUGUCCCAGUUGCAUAUGACAAGGUCAGAUUAAUUGGUGCGUUAGGUGACAUCUAUGAUGACCAAGGAUAUAUACAUCUCAACAUUGAAGCAGACUUUGUUAUCUUCAGGCCCAAAAUUGGACAGAAGCUGAUGGGCACUGUGAAUAAAGUUGCUCCAAGUCAUAUUGGUUGCCUGGUGCAUGGGUGUUUUAAUGCUUCGAUUCCCAAGCCACAUCAUGCAAAUGGAAUCUGGCCAGGCUUUGCAGUAACAGUAGGAGAUAUUCUGGAGUUUGAAGUUGUGCAGCUGGAUGCUGAUGCUGCUGGUGUACUGUGCAUUCGAGGACAAUUGGAUAAAAGUGUGCAGGCACCAUAUGGUGCAGAUUUUGAAGAACCGCUGGAAGAGGACUGUGUUGAACAAGAUGGUGGUAUAGCUGGGAAGAAGAAGAAAAAGAAAAAACAGAAGGAUGAAGAAUGUGAAGAGAUAGCUGAACAGGCUGUAGACUGCACAAGUUCAGAAAAGAGUCCUACCAAACACGAAAUGGUAAAUCUUGAAGAGAUUUUAGACAGUAAAUCCAAAAAGAGAAAGCGAAGGACUGAGGAAUCAAAUACAGACACAGAAAUCCAUGAAAGGGAUGGCAAUGAUUACCAUAAUUACAACAAACCAAUUAGAAAGAAAAGAAAAUUUUCUGAGAGUGAAUCAGAGACCACCGAUUGUGCACAAGAAUCAAAACACAAAAAGAGAAGAAAAUGUGAUUAGGAAAACUAAUAUCCAUAAAAUGCCUGACUUGAACUGCUGCAGAGAUUCUUCAGCACCUUCUUGAAAAUGUGGGAAGGAAGGUGAUUUUGUUCUGAAGAGCAGGGAAUUUUGAUGGAAUGCUGUUUGUUAUGUUGUCACAUAACAUAAUUUGGAACUUCUUGUUUGAUGUGCAGUUGCAGGAUUGUCUUACUAGCCUGUUUGUCAACAUUUGUAAGGGCCUAAUACACCAUUUAUGUAUUGCAUCUGCUUGCUAUUACAAAAGCUAAAUGCUGUGACUGCUGGAAAUCUGAAAUGAAACAAAAUGCUGGAAAUAUUCAUUUCUGCAGCAUCUGUGGAGAGACACACAAGUUAAUUCUUUAAACCAAUGAUCCUGCAUCAGAAAGAUCAUUGACUUCAUAAUUUCAAGCAAGUGAGACCAAAUGUACUUACAAAUGUUGGAACUACGCCCUGUUGGUAAUUAUAUAAUAAAUCUGCAUUUUUCCAUGCAGAAGAUUUGUGACACUCACUCUUGUCAUGAUAAAAGCACAAAAUGCUGGAAACACUCAGCAGGUCAGGCGGCAUCUAGGGAACCUCAGUUCUGAUUAUGGUUCUUUGACCUUAAAUUUUAAGUCUGUUUCUUUCCACAGAGGCUGCCUGCUCAGUGAGUGUUUCCAACAUUAUUUUGGAUUUAUUUUGAUUUUCACUCAUUGUCAUAUUGUUCACUUGUACAAGGUAAAAAUGCUGUGCGAAAACAAAUUGAUUAUCAUAUGUAAUAUUUUUGUUGCAGUUUUUUUUAAUUACAAAUAAAGUAACACUUAGUUUGGACUGCAAGUUUAAAGUCAAAUAUUAAGAAUUAAUAUAUAUUAGUUUGUAACUAGAAUAAAAUUCUCAAAGCAACUGUCCUUACUUAAAAAUUGUAGCUUUGCACCAUUUAAAUAUUUUAAGUAUCUAAAUUUAUGAUCUGUGUAAAAACAGGUAAUUUAUCAUCCAUACUUUAUAGCUUCCUCUUUAAAAGUUGUCUGAGGUGGCUUCUAAUGGCAAAUUAUCCAAUAGUAUUGACCAGUUGUUCUGAACCCACUGCACAUUAUUGAAUGUAGUAUUUAAUUAAUAUUUAUCCUGUUUUCUUCCACUAUCUCAAUAUUCACAAGAAGAUUCUUUUUUUAACAUUGGCACAUGAUGCUCAUCUUUGCAAUCAACAAAGAAAUCAUCAUUACACCUCAGAUGAUAUUGUCUAAUGGGAACCACCUUUACAUGAGAAUUUCUUCUCUUCCCUAUUUUUAAAGUGCUUUUAAAAUCCUGGUUGAGAUUUUGUAUUGUUAUUUGCUCAUGUAUGCUCUUUCAUGUUCAGUGAAAUCAUUGAGUUAUGUACAUUGUGGCCUUUUCCUCAUUUACUGUUGAUUGCAUCCAUAUGUACUGAGUUUUUAAGCCAAAAAUGAAACAAAAGAACUUGCAGCUUUGCUGCUCAUUGAAUACGUUGGAUCUAAAUAUGUUAUAGGAAGCAUUUUUUAUUCUCACUCCAUUGACACCUGUAGCCAAUACCACAGCCAACUCUAAAGCUCAAAAUGUAACCCAAGUUAGAGAAAUUGAAGUCAGGUGAAUCAGCAUGAUUUGCUCCAUUCCUAAGGCAAUUAGUUUUCUAUUCCUAUUAGGCCCAAGGUUUAAUUGUAAUUUUGGUCUGUUGUGCUGUAAGAAAGCAGUGAAUGUAAAAGAAAAUCAUGACGUGCACCUUGGUGAUGUUGAGCCACCAUGUUUGAUCAAAUGUCUAGAGAGUAUUAGCUAUAAGGAGAGGUUGGACAAACUUGGAUUGUCCUCUCUGGAGUGUUGGAGGCUGAGCGGUUUAUAAAAUUAUGAAAGGCAUAGAAAUGGUAGAUAGAAGCUUUUUCCUAAAAUGGAAAUGUUAAGUACUAGAGGACAUAGCUUUAAGGUGAGAGGGAGAAAGUUUAAAGGAGAUGUGUAGGGUAAA
This is a messenger RNA of Pristis pectinata (smalltooth sawfish), 2985 nucleotides long. RefSeq names its product RNA polymerase I subunit F (gene polr1f). Gene Ontology annotation, cellular component: RNA polymerase I complex. Gene Ontology annotation, biological process: DNA-templated transcription initiation. Lineage: Eukaryota; Metazoa; Chordata; Chondrichthyes; Rhinopristiformes; Pristidae. The record is from RefSeq and is a predicted model, not a curated record. The transcript has 5 exons. The coding region runs from base 12 to 1043 and encodes 343 amino acids.